Messenger RNA from Saccostrea cuccullata (small rock oyster), 1853 nucleotides. Its product is annotated as eukaryotic peptide chain release factor GTP-binding subunit ERF3A-like. The coding region runs from base 120 to 1781 and encodes 553 amino acids. The transcript has 14 exons. Gene Ontology annotation, molecular function: GTP binding; GTPase activity; translation release factor activity. The record is from RefSeq and is a predicted model, not a curated record. Gene Ontology annotation, cellular component: translation release factor complex. NCBI's taxonomy places the organism in Eukaryota, Metazoa, Mollusca, Bivalvia, Ostreida, Ostreidae. Gene Ontology annotation, biological process: translation.
GCAUGACCUGACAGAAGUGACGUCACGAAUGAAGGAUAUCCACGCGGUAGACAGUGUCGCAAUAAGGAUUAUUUUGAAGUGGAUUUUGUGAAUUUUUGAAACCAGUUUACGUUGAAACCAUGACCGAAAACGGCGAAAGCCUCGCCCCCGAUUCCUGGGAUCAGGACGACGCCCAAGAAACCAGCGAAGUUGCAUCCCAGUUGUCAAAUCUCAAUGUAAAUGCCCCAGCAUUUGUGCCAGGGCAAAAUGUUUUUGCAGCAGAAUUUGUGCCUUCUUUUCAAACAAAAAGUGUUCCAGAUGGUGGUCCACCUGCACAACAGACACCAAACAUAACUGAACCACCCCCAGCAGAGAAGGCUGCCACAAAUACUGCCGAGACAGAAAUGGAGGGGACAGAGAAGUGGGAGGAGGAGGGAGCUGAAGAUGCUGAAAUGGAGGAGGAGGAAGAAGAGGAGGAGGCACCUGUCAUAAAAGCCGAGGAGUCAGGGCCCAAAAAGGAACACGUCAAUGUUGUCUUCAUCGGCCAUGUUGAUGCUGGGAAAUCAACAAUUGGAGGUCAUAUAAUGUAUGUUACGGGUAUGGUUGAUAAACGUACUCUGGAAAAAUAUGAAAGAGAAGCCAAGGAAAAAAACAGAGAAUCAUGGUAUUUAUCAUGGGCAUUAGACACAAACUUGGAGGAGAGAGAAAAGGGGAAAACUGUGGAAGUUGGCAGGGCAUUCUUUGAAACAGAAAACAAACACUUCACUAUCCUAGAUGCCCCAGGGCACAAGAGCUUUGUACCUAACAUGAUAGGGGGAGCAUCACAAGCUGAUUUAGCUGUAUUGGUUAUAUCUGCACGUAAAGGAGAGUUUGAGACAGGGUUUGAAAGAGGAGGUCAGACAAGAGAACACGCUAUGUUAGUCAAAACUGCUGGAGUCAAGCAUUUAAUAGUUGUCAUCAACAAAAUGGAUGACCCCACUGUACAGUGGUCAGAAGAAAGGUUUAAUGAGUGCAAGGAGAAGUUACUACCAUACCUGAAAAAAUGUGGGUUUAAUCCCAAAACAGACAUUUAUUUCUUACCUGUCUCGGGGUUAACAGGUGCAUUCCUCAAAGACAUACCUGACGAAUCUGUGUGUCCGUGGUACAGAGGACCAUCAUUGAUAACAUACCUGGACACAAUGCCAUCCUUCAACAGGUCCAGUAAUCUACCUGUCCGUAUGCCUAUUGUAGACAGAUACAAGGAUAUGGGUAUCAUGCUUCUAGGAAAACUGGAGUCAGGGUGUAUAUUACGGAAUCAGACAUUCCUGCUCAUGCCAAACAGAGCAAGUGUCAAAAUCAUGCAGAUUUUCUCAGAUGACAUUGAGGUAGAAGAAGCCAAUCCGGGAGAAAAUCUGAAACUGAAAGUGUCAGGAGUGGAAGAGGAGGAUGUGUCCCCAGGGUUUGUAUUGUGUCCCUCAAAUAGUCUGUGUCACACAGCUAAAACAUUUGAUGCUCAGAUUGUGAUAUUGGAACACAAGUCCAUUAUAUGUGCUGGAUAUAGUGCUAUUCUACACAUUCAUGCAUGUGCUGAAGAAGUAACGAUCAAGGCCCUACUGUGUUUAUUAGACAAAAAAACUGGCGAAAAGGCCCAGAUUAAACCCAGAUUUGUGAAACAAGAUCAGGUGGCAAUAGCUCGAAUAGAAGUCAAUGGAGGCAUGAUCUGUUUAGAGACAUUCAAAGAUUUUCCACAGAUGGGACGAUUUACAUUACGAGAUGAAGGAAAAACGAUUGCAAUAGGAAAAGUUCUAAAAAUCAAAGAAUAAAUGAUUUGAAUAUUGACUCAAAGGAAGAAAUUUAAAUGGGAACUAGUUUUGCUUUCAUUGCUCAACAGGAAA